AUGGAGGAGUGGCUGGACAGGUCCUGGGCAAGGGCAUCCUACAGGACGUCGCAGGUGCUCACCGGGCAUGGAUGCUUUGGUGGGUACCUGCGACGCAUAGGCAAGGAGGUGACGCCAGGUUGCCAUCACUGUGACGAGGAGGUCGACGAUGCGCAGCACACGCUGGAGACAUGCCCAGCGUGGGCUGUGCAGCGAAGUCGACUGAGAGAGGUCGUAGGCGACGACCUCUCCAUAGAGGCAGUCGUGGAGGCGAGCGUCCAAAGCGAGGACGCUUGGAAUGCCUUUGCGACGUACUGUGAGGGGGUUAUGCUCCUGAAGGAGGAAGCGGAGCGCAUUCGGAGGGGGGAGGCGGACCCCCAGAAUGACCAGGGCGGGGCUGGAGCACGAAGGAGAGGAAGAGGAAUGCCAGCCCACUUAAGGAGGUGGUAG
Vollenhovia emeryi is the source of this 429-nucleotide messenger RNA. RefSeq lists its product as uncharacterized. The coding region runs from base 1 to 429 and encodes 142 amino acids. Lineage: Eukaryota; Metazoa; Arthropoda; Insecta; Hymenoptera; Formicidae. The transcript has a single exon. The record is from RefSeq and is a predicted model, not a curated record.